GACCCAGGACUUGAGGGGAUGGGGGCUGAUGGGGAAACCGCAGGGUGAGGGAAUUUAAGGAUUAGUGACAUUAGUAACAUCAAUUCCUCUCAAAUUGUGUUUACAGCCUUUACUGGACUGUCCCAAACAUGGCCUGCUUUACAAAGCUGCUAAGAAGCACAGCUGAGUGCCCACCCUGACUCUGACUAGCUUACAGUGAAGCUUUGGGAAGUUGUUUUCCGCUGAGCUCUUAUUUUCUCAUCCAGAAAAUGAGGGGGUAGGAUUUGGUCACAGCAAAGAGAACCCAGGUGCCCACAACUCAGCCAAGAGUCUUGACCCCUCUGUCAUCAACUGCACACACGCUGCACACUCCACCAGCUCCUAGGCUUCUCUCCACAUCUGACUUCUCCAGGCCUGGACUGUGGGGAGCUUUUUGGACGGAAAAAAGCAGAAAGCAGCAGGAGCUGCUCUCCAAGGACCACACCUCAAAGAGCAAGAUCCCCAGGUGGGAUCGCUCUGAGGCUUCAGGCAGGGGAGGCUGGCUUGAAAGCCGAUCUCCAAGAGGGCGUGGCUCCAAAAUGCUGGCAAAUAAAGCCUGGAGAGCCAGCAACAGUCUGGAGACCAGCGGGAGGGACAGGAAAACUGCAAGCCGCUCUGUUCCUGGACCUAGGAAGUGAUGCCCAUGGCGUCCCCUCAAACCCUGGUCCUCUGUCUGCUGGUCCUGGCAGUCACUGAAGCCUGCGGCCAGGAGGCAGUCAUCCCAGGCUGCCACUUGCACCCCUUCAAUGUGACAGUGCGAAGUGAUCGCCAAGGCACCUGCCAGGGCUCCCACAUGGCACAGGCCUGUGUGGGCCACUGUGAGUCCAGCGCCUUCCCUUCUCGGUACUCUGUGCUGGUGGCCAGUGGCUACCGACACAACAUCACCUCUGUCUCUCAGUGCUGCACCAUCAGUGGCCUGAAGAAGGUCAGAGUACAGCUGCAGUGUGUGGGGAGCCGGAGGGAGGAGCUCGAGAUCUUCACUGCCAGGGCCUGCCAGUGUGACAUGUGUCGCCUCUCUCGCUACUAGCCUAUCCUCUCCCCUCCUUCCUCCCCUGGGUCACAGGACUUGACAUUCUGGUGGGGGAAACCUGUGUUUGAGCUUCAAAAACUGGAAGGAGCUCCAACCCUGCUGGUUACUUGCUAUGGAAUUUUUUUAAAUAAGGGAGGGUUGUUCCAGCUUUGACCCUUUGUAAGAUUUCGUGACUGUCACCUGAGAAGAGGGAGUUUCUGCUUUCUUCCCUGCCUUUGCCUGGCCCUUCUAAACCAAUCUUUAUCAUUUUACUUCCCUCUUUGCCCUUACCCCUAAAUAAAGCAAGCAGUUCUUGA
This is a messenger RNA of Rhinopithecus roxellana (golden snub-nosed monkey), 1344 nucleotides long. RefSeq names its product glycoprotein hormone subunit alpha 2 (gene GPHA2). Gene Ontology annotation, cellular component: extracellular region. Lineage: Eukaryota; Metazoa; Chordata; Mammalia; Primates; Cercopithecidae. The transcript has 5 exons. Gene Ontology annotation, molecular function: hormone activity; hormone receptor binding. The record is from RefSeq and is a predicted model, not a curated record. The coding region runs from base 656 to 1045 and encodes 129 amino acids. Gene Ontology annotation, biological process: cell surface receptor signaling pathway.